This is a messenger RNA of Lemur catta (Ring-tailed lemur), 6968 nucleotides long. It is a transcript of the gene PRRC2A, whose product is annotated as proline rich coiled-coil 2A. Gene Ontology annotation, biological process: cell differentiation. The coding region runs from base 249 to 6788 and encodes 2179 amino acids. The record is from RefSeq and is a predicted model, not a curated record. The transcript has 31 exons. Lineage: Eukaryota; Metazoa; Chordata; Mammalia; Primates; Lemuridae.
GGGGGCACUCCCGGGGGCGGCGGUUGCCCGGAUGGGCCGUUAGUCGGAGCCCAGCCGCGGAGUGAGCGAGGGAGACGGGAGGAGCCGAACCCGGCGCCAUCCGUCGCCAUCCGCCCCCGCCCCACCGCCAUCCCGCCCCGGGGAGCACCCAAGCCCCGGUCCCGGAUCCCCGCGCACCCGGCCAGGCUCUGGCACGUUUUGGGGGAGGUGCCUGCAGGACCCAACAUACUCAAUGAGCUUCCAGCGCAAUGUCCGAUCGCUCGGGGCCGACUGCCAAGGGGAAGGAUGGAAAGAAGUAUUCCUCGCUCAACCUGUUUGAUACAUAUAAGGGCAAGUCCUUAGAGAUCCAGAAACCCGCUGUUGCCCCUCGCCAUGGCCUGCAGAGUCUUGGGAAAGUUGCCAUUGCCCGGCGUAUGCCACCCCCAGCCAACCUUCCAAGCCUGAAAGCCGAGAACAAAGGCAAUGACCCCAAUGUCUCUCUAGUGCCGAAAGACGGAACAGGAUGGGCAAGCAAACAGGAGCAGUCCGACCCCAAGAGUUCCGAUGCCUCAACCGCUCAGCUGCCGGAAUCGCAGCCACUGCCGGCUUCACAGACGCCUGCCUCCAACCAGCCGAAACGACCCCCAGCAGCCCCCGAGAACACUCCUUCAGUUCCAAGCGGGGUAAAGUCCUGGGCACAAGCCAGCGUCACCCAUGGAGCACAUGGAGAUGGUGGAAGGGCAUCAAGCCUACUGUCGCGAUUCUCUCGAGAGGAAUUUCCGACCCUGCAGGCGGCUGGCGACCAGGACAAGGCUGCCAAGGAAAGGGAGUCUGCCGAGCAGUUGUCUGGGCCCGGACCAAGCCUCCGCCCCCAGAAUUCUACAACUUGGAGGGACGGAGGUGGGCGUGGCCCUGAUGAACUGGAGGGCCUGGACUCCAAACUUCAUCAUGGUCAUGAUCCCCGGGGCGGGCUGCAGCCUUCAGUCCCACCCCAGUUCCCUCCCUACCGCGGAAUGAUGCCGCCCUUCAUGUAUCCCCCAUAUCUCCCGUUCCCUCCGCCCUAUGGACCCCAGGGGCCUUACCGAUACCCCACUCCUGAUGGGCCCAGCCGAUUCCCUCGUGUGGCGGGGCCCCGUGGCUCAGGGCCACCAAUGCGCCUUGUAGAGCCUGUGGGUCGGCCUUCUAUUCUUAAAGAGGAUAAUCUCAAAGAGUUUGAUCAGUUGGACCAGGAGAAUGAUGAUGGUUGGGCAGGGGCUCAUGAAGAGGUCGACUAUACUGAAAAGCUCAAGUUCAGCGAUGAGGAAGACGGGCGAGACUCUGAUGAGGAGGGAGCUGAGGGCCAGAAGGAUUCCCAGUCAGCUGCUGGUGAGGAGCGGCCCCCUGAAGCAGACGGCAGAAAGGGCAACUCCCCUGGCAGCGAACUGCCGCCUCCCAAGACGGCCUGGGCAGACACCUCGCGGCCUCCAGAGACAGAGCCGGGGCCUCCUGCCCCAAAGCCUCCCCCACCCCCACCUCACCGGGGCCCUGCGGGGAACUGGGCCCCCCCUGGGGACUACCCAGAUCGUGGGGGCCCUCCCUGCAAGCCCCCAGCACCUGAAGAUGAGGACGAGGCCUGGCGGCAGCGGCGAAAACAAUCUUCAUCUGAAAUCUCCCUGGCAGUGGAGCGUGCCCGGAGACGGCGAGAGGAAGAAGAGCGGCGCAUGCAGGAAGAGCGCCGGGCAGCCUGUGCUGAGAAGCUUAAGCGGCUGGAUGAAAAGUUUGGGGCACCUGACAAGCGGCUCAAAGCAGAGCCGGCUGCCCCUCCUGCCCCUCCUGCCCCAGCUCCACCACCUGCAGUCCCCAAAGAACUCCCCGCACCUCCAGCACCUCCAGCUCCAUCACCGGCACCAGCCCCAACACCAGAGAAAGAACCUGAAGAGCCAGCACAGGCCCCUCCUGCCCAGUCCACCCCCACUCCAGGUGUGGCUCCAGCUCCCACUCUGGUGAGUGGUGGUGGCAGUACCAGUAGCACCAGCAGUGGCAGCUUCGAAGCCAGCCCAGUGGGACCACAACUGCCCUCAAAAGAGGGUCCCGAACCACCAGAAGAGGUUUCUCCUACCACACCCCCAGCCCCAAAGGUGGAAUCCAAGGGUGAUGGGGUUGGUCCCACCCGGCAGCCCCCUAGCCAGGGCUUGGGCUACCCCAAAUAUCAGAAGUCGUUGCCUCCUCGUUUCCAGCGGCAACAGCAGGAGCAGCUCCUGAAACAGCAACAGCAGCAGCAAUGGCAGCAGCAGCAACAGGGCUCCGCCCCUCCUGCCCCAGUGCCCCCGUCACCACCACAGCCUGUGACCCUGGGGGCUGUGCCAGCUCCACAGGCUCCUCCACCCCCACCCAAGGCCCUGUACCCGGGUGCUCUGGGCCGGCCCCCGCCCAUGCCCCCAAUGAACUUUGAUCCCCGCUGGAUGAUGAUUCCUCCUUAUGUGGACCCCCGGCUCCUCCAGGGCCGGCCCCCUCUGGACUUCUACCCUCCUGGAGUGCAUCCCUCUGGCCUAGUUCCCCGAGAGCGCUCAGACAGUGGGGGCUCAAGCUCAGAGCCAUUUGACCGUCACGCACCCCCACUCUUACGGGAACGAGGCACCCCACCGGUAGAUCCAAAGUUGGCCUGGGUAGGAGAUGUCUUCACCACCACACCCACCGACCCCCGGCCACUUACCUCACCACUGCGUCAGGCUGGGGAUGAGGAUGACAAGGCGAUGAGGAGUGAGACUCCUCCAGUACCUCCCCCCCCACCGUAUCUGGCCAGUUAUCCAGGCUUUCCUGAGAAUGGGGCCCCAGGGCCGGCAAUCUCUCGCUUCCCUCUGGAGGAGCCAGCUCCCCCAGGGCCCCGUCCACUCCCCUGGCCCCCAGGCAGUGAUGAGGCAGCCAAGAUACAAACUCCACCACCCAAGAAGGAGCCCCCCAAGGAGGAGACUGCACAGUUGACAGGGCCAGAAGCAGGCCGGAAGCCGGCCCGUGGAGUCGGAAGCGGAGGCCAAGGCCCCCCACCACCACGCAGAGAGAGUCGCACAGAGACCCGCUGGGGCCCUCGCCCAGGCAGCAGUCGUCGGGGUAUCCCUCCAGAGGAGCCAGGCGCCCCUCCCCGCCGGGCUGGGCCUAUAAAGAAACCCCCACCACCUGCAAAAGUUGAAGAGCUGCCUCCCAAGCCUCUUGAACAGGCGGAUGAAACCCCCAAGGUCCCAAAGCCAGACCCUCUAAAGACAGCCAAGGGGAAGCUAGGGGGCCCCAAGGAAACCCCACCCAGUGGGAAUCUUUCCCCUGCCCCAAGGCUUCGGAGAGACUAUUCCUAUGAACGAAUGGGUCCUGCCUCCUGCCGGGGUCGGGGCCGAGGCGAGUAUUUUGCCAGAGGGAGGGGCUUUCGGGGGACCUAUGGAGGACGGGGGCGGGGAGCCCGAAGCCGAGAGUUCCGCAAUUACCGAGAGUUCCGAGGAGAUGAUGGGUGUGGAGGUGGGGCAGGGGUCCCAAACCACCCUCCUGCUCCCCGUGGCCGCACUGCCAGCGAGACACGAAGCGAGGGUUCAGAGUAUGAAGAAAUCCCCAAGCGGCGCCGGCAGCGCGGCUCAGAAACAGGCAGUGAGACCCACGAGAGUGAUCUGGCCCCCUCAGACAAGGAGGCUCCCCCACCCAAAGAGGGAGUACUCGCCCAGGUCCCUCUUGCUCCCUUACCGCCCGGAGCCCCACCCUCACCAGCCCCAGCCCGAUUCUCUACUGCCCGGGGUGGGCGAGUCUUCACACCCAGAGGGGUGCCCUCACGCCGGGGCCGAGGGGGAGGGCGGCCCCCUCCUGUUUGUCCAGGCUGGAGCCCUCCAACCAAGUCUCUGGCUCCCAAGAAACCUCCCACAGGCCCCUUGCCACAAAGUAAGGACCCUUUGAAAGAGAAGUUGAUCCCAGGGCCUCUGUCCCCAAUGGCCCGGGGGGGCAGCAGUGGAGGUAGCACUGUGGGCAUGGGCGGGGAAGAUGGGGAACGACCCCGAAGGAGACGGCACGGGAGGGCUCAACAGCAGGACAAACCGCCUCGCUUCCGGAGGCUGAAACAGGAGCGAGAGAAUGCAGCCAGAGGGGCCGAGGGCAAGCCUUCCUCCCUGGCCCUGCCAGCCUCCGCUCCUGGCCCCGAGGAGGCCCUCGCGGCAGUCACAGUGCCCCCGCCGCCUCGUCAGGCAGCUGCCAAGUCUCCUGAUCUGUCAAACCAGAACUCAGACCAAGCCAAUGAGGAAUGGGAGACUGCGUCAGAGAGUAGCGACUUUGCCAGUGAGCGCCGGGGGGACAAAGAGGCUCCCCCACCAGCAUUGCUGACCCCCAAAGCUGUCGGAACUCCUGGGGGCAGUGGAGGUGGCCCUGGACCAGGCAUUUCAACCAUGUCCCGUGGAGAUCUGAGCCAGAGAGCCAAGGAUUUGAGUAAGCGGAGUUUCUCAAGUCAGCGGCCAGGAAUGGAACGGCAGAACCGGCGCCCAGGCCCAGGGGGCAAGGCUGGCAGUGGUGGUGGCAGCAGUGGAGGUGGCAGCGGGGGAUCUGGGGGAAGGACCGGGCCAGGACGAGGGGACAAGAGGAGCUGGCCCUCACCCAAGAACCGAAGCCGGCCUCCAGAGGAGCGGUCCCCGGGGCUCCCCCUGCCUCCCCCGCCCCCCAGCAGCUCCGCUGUCUUCCGCCUGGACCGAGUUAUCCACAGCAACCCUGCUGGCAUCCAGCAAGCUCUGGCCCAGCUUAGUAGCCGCCAAGGAAGUGUAACUGCACCAGGGGGACACCCAAGGCACAAGCCUGGGCCUCCCCAAGCCCCUCAGGGCCCUGCCUCUAGGCCCCCGACUCGUAAUGAGCCCCAGAGAACCAGCAGCAGCGGCCUCAGUUCUGACCCCGACUUUGAGGAGCCGGGGCCAACGGUGAGAAGGGUGGGCGGGAGUCCCCAUGAUCCUGCCGGGGUUAAUCCCUUCCCCCCCAAACGUCGAGAGCGGCCUUCUAGAAAGCCAGAGCUGCUGCAGGAGGAGUCUUUGCCACCACCUCAUAGCGCGGGAUUCUUGGGCUCUAAGCCCGAGGGCCCAGGCCCUCAGGGAGAAUCCAGAGAUGCAGGAACAGAGGCCCUGACCCCUCACAUCUGGCAUCGGUUACAUGCCGCUAGCCAGAAGAGUUACCGGCCCCGCUCCAUGGAGCCCUGGAUGGAGCCCCUGAGUCCUUUUGAGGAUGUGGCUGGCACAGAGAUGAGUCAGUCUGACAGUGGGGUGGACCUGAGUGGGGAUUCUCAGGUGUCAUCAGGUCCCUGCAGCCAGCGAAGUUCCCCUGAUGGAGGACUCAAGGGGACAGCAGAGGGACCCCCCAAGCGGCCUGGAGGCCCCUCACCCAUGAAUCCUGUUCCUUGUGAGGGUCCACCUGGCUCUGAACCCUCUGAACCUCCUAGGAGACGGCCACCUGCCCCCCACAAUGGGGACAGAAAGGAGCUGCCCCGGGAGCAGCCUCUGCCCCCUGGCCCCAUUGGCACAGAACGAUCACAGCGUACAGACCGAGGCCCAGAGCCUGGCCCCCUCCGGCCAUCCCAUCGACCUGGCCCCUUGGUCCAGUUUGGCACUAGUGACAAGGAUUCAGACUUACGCCUAGUGGUAGGAGACAGUUUAAAAGCAGAGCAGGAGCUGACGGCAUCAGUCACAGAGGCCAUUUCUAUAUCCCGGGACUGGGAGCUGCUCCCCAGUGCUUCAGCCUCGGCUGAGUCACAAUCCAAGAACCUGGGUGCUGGGCACUGUGGCCCGGAGCCCAGCUCCUCCUCAGGCCAGCGCCUGUACCCUGAGGUCUGCUAUGGCAGCCCUGGGCCUCCCAGUUCUCAGGUAGGCCCUGCUUCCCAUCGCAUGACCCCUUCAGUCUCUGGAGGAGCCAUGGAUUCUCAGUUACAUCCAAACAGUGGCGGCUUCCGCCCUGGAACACCCUCACUGCACCCUUACAGAUCACAGCCCCUAUACCUUCCCCCAGGCCCAGCCCCUCCCUCGGCACUGCUCUCGGGGGUAGCCUUCAAGGGCCAGUUUCUGGAUUUCUCUGCACUGCAAGCAACAGAGCUGGGGAAGUUACCGGCCGGAGGAGUUCUUUACCCUCCACCUUCCUUUCUCUACUCUCCAGCUUUCUGCCCCAGUCCUUUGCCUGACCCACCUUUGCUUCAGGUACGCCAGGAUCUGCCAUCCCCUUCGGAUUUUUAUUCUACUCCUCUGCAGCCUGGUGGCCAAAGCAGCUUUCUCCCUUCAGGGGCCCCUGCCCAACAGAUGCUUCUACCCAUGGUAGACUCACAGCUGCCGGUGGUGAACUUUGGCUCCCUGCAGCCAGCACCGCCUCCUGCCCCACCCCCCCUUUCUCUGUUACCUGUGGGCCCUGCUCUGCAGCCCCCCAGCCUAGCUGUGCGGCCCCCACCUGCUCCUGCUACUCGGGUGCUGCCUUCACCGGCCAGGCCCUUCCCCGCUAGCUUGGGGCGAGCAGAGUUGCACCCAGUGGAACUAAAGCAGUUCCAGGAUUAUCGAAAACUGAGCAGCAACCUUGGGGGACAUGGGUCAUCACGUGCUCCUCCAACUGGAAGGUCCUUCUCUGGCCUCAAUUCUCGCCUCAAGGCCCCACCUUCCACUUACAGCAGAGUCUUCCGCACCCAGCGCAUCGACCUUUACCAGCAGGCCUCCGCACCAGAUGCCCUGCGCUGGAUGCCAAAGCCUUGGGAGCGGACAGGGCCACCUUCACGAGAAGGGCCUUCCCGACGGGCAGAGGAGCCUGGGUCCCCAGGGGACAAGGAGCCUGGGUUGCCCCCACCCCGCUGAGAGAGUUCCCCUGGCCCCCUAUCCCCCGGGGCUUGUAUAUAGAUUAUAAAUAUAUAAGGGGGAAAGGGGUAGGUGAGGAGGGGUUGUGGGGCUGGGGCCUCGCUUCCCCUCGUCCCCCUUCCCCUGGUCUCCUAUCCCUGGGGCUGUUUGUUAAAAAAGAGUAAUAAAAGGAUUUAAAAA